Molecule: messenger RNA, 1824 nt
Organism: Saxophila tyrrhenica
Lineage: Eukaryota; Fungi; Ascomycota; Dothideomycetes; Mycosphaerellales; Extremaceae
Gene: CRN1
Product: Coronin-like protein crn1
Exons: 2
Coding region: 1-1824 (607 amino acids)
Biological process (GO): actin filament organization
Molecular function (GO): actin filament binding
Source: RefSeq, a predicted model, not a curated record
AUGUCCGGCCGAUUCGUGCGGGCGUCGAAGUAUCGACAUGUCUUUGGGAAGAACUCGCGGCGAGAACAAUGCUAUGACAACUUGAGGAUCAGCAAGAAUGCUUGGGACAGCAACAUCGUCAAAGUCAACCCUAAGUACCUGGCGGUCAACUGGGAAGCGAGCGGCGGCGGCGCAUUCGCAGUGGUACCGCUCGAAGAGCGAGGCAAACUCCCCGAACAGCUCCCGCUAUUCCGCGGCCACACCGCCGCCGUCCUCGACACCGACUGGAACCCCUUCAACGACGACAUAAUAGCCUCCGGAUCCGACGAUGGCAAGGUCUUCUUAUGGCAGGUCCCGGACAACUUCUCCCUCCAUACGGACGCCGAAGAGCCGGCGGAUGUCAAGCCAGUAGGCAAGCUGAGCGGACACUCGAGAAAAGUCGGACACGUGUUGUUCAAUCCCGCAGCAGAGAAUAUUCUGGCUUCUAGUUCGGGCGAUUACACGAUCAAGCUGUGGGAUCUGGAGGAUGGAAAGGCGAAGCUGACGCUGAAGCACAACGAUAUCGUGCAGUCGCUGUCGUGGAGCGCCAAUGGGAGUAUGCUGGUCACGACUUCGAGGGACAAGAAGUUGCGGUUCUGGGAUGUGAGGCAGGAGAGGCCGGCGCAUGAGGUGCCGGGGCAUGCGGGUGCGAAGAACAGCCGGUGUGUGUGGAUGGGCGAUCUCGAUCGUGUGGUCACGACCGGUUUCUCGAAGAUGAGCGAGCGACAAUUGGGGCUAUGGGAUGUUCGAAACCCCAGCAAGCCAAUUGGAGGGGACUUCCAAUUUCUGGACUCGAGUUCUGGCGUGGGAAUGCCCUUCUGGGACGACGGCUGCCAUAUCCUGUACAUUGCUGGCAAAGGCGACGGCAAUAUCAGGUACUACGAAUACGAAAACGACAAGUUCGAGUUUCUCUCCGAGUACAAGUCGCCUGAGCCCCAACGAGGACUGGCCUUCAUGCCGAAGCGAGGCGUCAACACGCACGAGAACGAGGUUAUGCGCGCGUUCAAGACCGUGAACGACGCCUACGUGGAGCCCAUAUCGUUCGUCGUCCCGCGACGAUCCGAGACUUUCCAGGAAGACAUCUACCCGCCGACCGUCGGCACCAAACCAGCAAUGUCGAGCGAAGAAUGGCUAAGUGGGAAGACCGCGCUUCCAGCAAUGUGGUCAAUGGAAGACCUCUACGAAGGCAAGAAACCCACCGAAGUCGCCGCAGCCCCGUCCUCCAAACCCACCACCACAGCCAGCGCACCCGCCCCAGAACCCGCGAAAGCAGCGGCACCACCGGAGCCCAAACCCGAACCCGCCGCGACCCCAACACCCGCGCCCGCACAGCCAUCAGCUCCUCGUGAAAUGCCAAAGAUGGAAGACAACAAACAAUCCAUGGCCAGCAUGGCGGCCAAGUUCGCCGACCGCGACGACGACGACGCCGACGCCAACAACGACGCCGACAGCAGCAGCUCGUUUGAGGAAGUGCAGAAACCCGUCGAGCGGCCUUCGACCAAGAUAACCACGGGCGCAGCACCGCAGGAAGCAGCGGCGUUCACGGGUGAAUCCAUCUCCGCGGCGCCGAAGGCGACAUCGCUUCCUGUCUCGGAGCUGGAGAAACGCGCACCACCCGCCGACGAGAAGAAGGAUGAGAAGAAAGAGGAGGCAGCAGCGACCUCCCCACCUCCGACCGCCAGCGCAGCCGCAGGCGGGCUAAGAGAUGUCCUGCAGGAGAUCCGCGGGAUGCUGAUGAGUCAGGGCAAGGCGAUUGAGGAGUUGAAUAGUAAGGUCGAGCGGUUGGAGGGGAAGUUGGGGGAUUAG